Molecule: messenger RNA, 2648 nt
Organism: Physcomitrium patens
Lineage: Eukaryota; Viridiplantae; Streptophyta; Bryopsida; Funariales; Funariaceae
Source: RefSeq, a predicted model, not a curated record
CAAUAGAAUGCUGUGUUUGGACUCACCGACAUCACCGCCGAAGAAGACGGAAAAAACGAACUGUGUGAACGGAGCUGUAGACGUACACGACGACGACGACGGCAAAUACGAACGACGAGCACAAACGUGGGGUUCCCCACGUUGAACUUGGAGUGUGUGGGUGUCAGGCGUUCAGUCAGUCAUGAUGCGUAUACGGUUAACCGAGUCCAGUUCAGCUGUUGGCAUGGCGAUUGGUUGGGUUCUUUGGAUUUUUCUUUUCGACUGGUAAGAUUUUCGGAGUCUGACCAGCAGUCUUGCGAGUUUAAGAAUUCACAACGAUUGGUUGAUGAAAUUGCGUUGUUCUACGCAUGAGUUAGGGCUCAGGGAGAAGCGAACAGAAAGAUACCUUGUGCUUUCUCGUAUUUAACAUGGAUGCCCAAAUGUAACUGGUUUGCAAUUUUUUUUCUUCCCACCAACGACACUUGCCGGUUCACAUGCAAAUCGCGCAGCAUGCGUCUACAUUUGCCAUUCACCAGAAAGAGGGUGAAGCAGAGGCUUCAAGAGAUUUUAAGGCAGCGUGAAGAUGAAGCACGCAUUCAGGAAACACCUUGAGAAGAGUAUAUUGCACAAGAGCCAAAACCUCAAACAGAAACCAUCCAAUAAAGUACCUGCGAAUGUGGAAGACGUGCAGACGUUCAAAGAGCAACGAGAGAUGAACAAGUUCCGCAACAUGCUCAUCACCGAUAAUUUGUUGCCUCAGCAUCUCGAUAACUACUACACACUCCUCAGGUUUCUCAAAUCCAGAAGGCAUGACGUAAAUAGAGCGAAACGAAUGUGGGAAGGGAUGCUUCAAUGGCGGCAUGAAUUCAAAGUGGAUACCAUAAAAACGGACUUCCAGUUCACCGAAUUGGAUUCAGUUCGAAAAUACUAUCCUCAAGGACACCAUGGUGUUGACAAAGAAGGAAGACCUGUUUAUAUUGAGCAGAUAGGCAAAGUAGAUGCACAGAAACUCAUGGAAUGUACUACCCUGGAGCGAUACUUGAAGUUUCACGUUCUUGAGUUUGAAAGGACAAUCAACCUCAAGUUUCCAGCAUGUUCACUGGCAAUCGAAAGUCACGUCCACUCUUCCACAACCAUAUUAGAUGUUGAUGGGGUGGGAAUGAAAAAUUUUAAUAAACAGGCAAGAGACUUGUUGAUCGCUAUUCAGAAGAUUGACUCCGCAAACUAUCCUGAGACUCUGUAUCGUAUGUUCAUCGUAAAUGCAAGUCCAGGAUUUAAGCUCGUGUGGAAUACAAUCAGAGGUUUGCUGGAUAACAAGACAGCUGCCAAAAUCAAUGUUCUUGGGACCAAUUACCAGUCAAAGCUGCUGGAGAUUAUUGACGCGAAUCAACUUCCAACAUUUUUUGGGGGAACUUGUACAUGUGCUGAGGAAGGUGGGUGCUUGAUGUCAGACAAGGGCCCUUGGAAUGACCCAAAGAUUGUUCAGGUAAUCGAAGACGAAAAGUGGAAGAUCGCAACACGAGUUCCAUCCAUUGUCGAUGACAUGGAUAAAGAAGCAGCCACCGCAUUGGGUCGUUCCUCUGAAGCUGGUUUCAGUGGGUCCAAUCCGUCAACUCCUAGCUCUGCUCAUGAUCUCGGGGAUCUCUCCGACAAAGAAUCAGACCGUAGCUCAUCAAUCAGUGAUUCCUCUCUAGACAAUUCAACUGAUGGCGUUGCAGGGGGCUUCGUUUGGUAUAUACAUAGGGGAGUAAAAUUCACCUUCGGCAUGAUUUCUUUUCCGUUUCAACUUCUUAUGCAAAUAAUGUCUGUUCUAGCUAGAAUGGUAUUUCGAACGCCGACGAAUACUGACAUUCACGAGCUUCUUCAAAGAAGAUUAACUCAGUUAGAAGCUGAAGUUGAAAAACUGAAACCAGUAGGCGAGACAAUACCAAAGCAUAAAGAGGCGGCGCAAUUAGUAGCGGUUGAUUCGUCCCACAAAAUCACUUCCCUUGAGACCGAAUUGGCUAACACCAAAAAGACAUUGAGAUCUGUUUUGUCGAAACAAGAAGAGCUGUAUGACCUAUUGGAGCGCAUACAGGAUUUGAAGUGCGUGCAGAGAUGUUGGUAAGAUGUGCAUUACGUGUGGUGACCAGAUCAACAUUUUGAAGAAUAAUUCUUACAUCAGCUUCCAGAUUUUGAGUCUUUAAAGGUGAAAGGCAAUAUGUUUGCUAAGAGCUUAGUUUUGGUGAUAAGUGGUUAGCAUAGCACUCAUAUUGCGAUACGCUGCUGAUCUCUUCGUAUAAACAAGUUUAAAUUUUAGGGUCUAUAGUUUACUAUUUUCUUCUUCAUCUUAUUUUUAUUGAAUUGACUUUUCAAUUGAACUUUACCAGGCUUAAACUACUAAAAGUGUGCACCCGAGUCCCUCUUGGACCCUUGGAAGCUGGAAAACUUUCUAAAACUGUAUGGCUAGUUAUAACAACAGUGGCAGCGGAUCAUGUCAACCUUGAAUCUGGAGUCUAGUUAGAAUAGUGCUGUUUCACAUCAUAGAUUCCAAAAUUGAUUGCUGAGGCUAGUUGCAUUAUGGGGUUCAAAAGAACGGAAAGAAAAGGUACCAUUGUGUUAUAUAUUUGUUUGAAGCUGGUAAAAUUGUGCCAGUUAAGUAUGCAGCCAAUCGGAACAAUUGUCACUCA